Elephantulus edwardii (Cape elephant shrew) is the source of this 4980-nucleotide messenger RNA. It is a transcript of the gene ZNF521, whose product is annotated as zinc finger protein 521. Gene Ontology annotation, cellular component: nucleus. The coding region runs from base 248 to 4183 and encodes 1311 amino acids. The transcript has 8 exons. The record is from RefSeq and is a predicted model, not a curated record. NCBI's taxonomy places the organism in Eukaryota, Metazoa, Chordata, Mammalia, Macroscelidea, Macroscelididae.
AGUCCGGGUCUUGGCGGGGCCCCUCCUCCCUCCCGCUCCCCGCGCUCUCGCCUUUUAAUCAUGCCCCUCUGUCUGUGUGUGAGUGCAGGCAGGCUGACAAUGAUUUCCUCAGUGAUUACGUACAGAGCGAGUCCCUGCGGGUUAGGGGCCCCCUCUGGAGCCAUCCUGAUGGCUUUGGGGGCCUUGCUUCCAUUUUCCAUUAUUAUGUGGACUACCGGAGCGACAGCGCAGUCCAAGACCUUGCAGGAUGUCUCGCCGCAAGCAAGCGAAACCGAGAUCCCUCAAAGACCCCAACUGUAAACUUGAAGACAAGACUGAAGAUGGAGAGGCUAUAGAUUGUAAGAAGAGGCCGGAAGACGGGGAGGAGUUGGAAGACGAAGCUGUGCACAGCUGUGACAGCUGCCUGCAGGUGUUUGAAUCACUGAGCGAUAUCACAGAACACAAGAUUAAUCAAUGUCAGCUGACAGAUGGAGUGGAUGUUGAGGAUGACCCCACCUGUUCUUGGCCUGCUUCCUCACCUUCCAGCAAGGACCAGACUUCCCCCAGCCAUGGAGAAGGUUGCGAUUUUGGGGAGGAGGAGGGUGGCCCUGGACUUCCAUAUCCCUGCCAAUUCUGUGACAAGUCGUUUAGCCGCCUCAGCUACCUAAAACACCAUGAGCAGAGUCACAGUGACAAACUGCCUUUCAAAUGCACCUACUGCAGUAGGCUGUUCAAACACAAGCGGAGCCGAGACCGCCAUAUAAAGCUCCACACGGGGGACAAGAAGUACCACUGCAGCGAGUGUGACGCCGCCUUCUCCAGGAGUGAUCACUUGAAGAUCCACUUAAAGACUCACACGUCCAACAAGCCAUAUAAAUGUGCCAUUUGCCGCCGCGGCUUCCUCUCGUCUAGCUCCUUACACGGACAUAUGCAAGUUCAUGAGAGGAAUAAGGACGGCUCCCAGUCCGGGUCCAGGAUGGAGGACUGGAAAAUGAAGGACACUCAGAAGUGCAGUCAGUGUGAGGAAGGCUUUGACUUUCCAGAAGACCUCCAGAAGCACAUUGCCGAGUGCCACCCCGAGUGCUCCCCAAACGAGGACCGGGCAGCCCUCCAGUGUGUCUACUGCCCCGAGCUCUUCGUGGAGGAGACCUCGCUCCUGACCCACAUGGAGCAGGUGCACAGCGGGGAGAAGAAGAACUCGUGCAGCAUUUGCUCAGAAAGCUUCCACACCGUGGAGGAACUGUACAGCCACAUGGACAGCCACCAGCAGCCGGAGUCCUGCAACCACAGCAACAGCCCUUCUCUGGUCACAGUGGGCUACACCUCCGUGUCCAGCACGACUCCCGAUUCCAACCUCUCCGUGGACAGCUCGACCAUGGUGGAAGCUGCCCCGCCGAUCCCAAAGAGUCGAGGGCGCAAGCGGGCCGCUCAGCAAACCUCUGACAUGACCGGCCCCUCAAGUAAACAAGCAAAAGUCACCUACAGCUGUAUUUACUGUAACAAGCAGUUAUUUUCAAGCCUCGCGGUUCUGCAGAUUCACCUGAAAACUAUGCAUCUGGAUAAGCCAGAACAGGCCCACAUCUGUCAGUAUUGCCUGGAGGUGUUGCCUUCGCUCUACAACCUGAAUGAACAUCUGAAGCAAGUGCAUGAAGCUCAGGACCCGGGGCUGCUCGUCUCCGCCAUGCCUGCCAUUGUGUACCAGUGUAACUUCUGUUCCGAAGUUGUCAAUGACCUCAACACUCUUCAGGAGCACAUCCGGUGUUCACACGGGUUUGCCAACCCCGCGGCUAAGGAUAGCAACGCGUUCUUUUGUCCCCAUUGCUACAUGGGGUUCCUCACUGACUCUUCCCUUGAAGAGCACAUCAGGCAGGUCCACUGUGACCUCAGUGGUUCCCGAUUCGGGUCUCCCGUGCUUGGGACGCCCAAGGAGCCAGUAGUAGAAGUGUAUUCCUGUUCCUAUUGUACAAACUCACCAAUAUUCAACAGCGUUCUUAAACUGAACAAGCAUAUCAAGGAGAACCAUAAAAACAUUCCCCUAGCCCUGAAUUAUAUUCACAAUGGGAAGAAAUCGAGAGCCCUGAGCCCCCUGUCCCCUGUGGCGAUUGAGCAGACGUCUCUGAAGAUGAUGCAGGCGGUGGGCGGCGCCCCUCCACGUCCUGCAGGGGAGUACAUCUGCAAUCAGUGUGGUGCUAAGUACACAUCCCUCGACAGCUUUCAGACCCACCUCAAAACCCACCUGGACACCGUGCUCCCGAAACUGACCUGCCCCCAGUGUAACAAGGAAUUCCCAAACCAGGAGUCCUUGCUGAAGCACGUGACCAUCCACUUCAUGAUCACCUCAACCUACUACAUCUGUGAGAGCUGUGACAAGCAGUUCACGUCGGUCGACGACCUGCAGAAACACCUGCUGGACAUGCACACCUUCGUCUUCUUCCGCUGCACUCUGUGCCAGGAGGUUUUCGACUCGAAGGUGUCCAUCCAGCUCCACCUGGCCGUGAAGCACAGCAACGAGAAGAAGGUCUACCGGUGCACGUCAUGCAACUGGGACUUCCGCAACGAGACGGACCUGCAGCUGCACGUGAAGCACAACCACCUGGAGAACCAGGGCAAAGUGCACAAGUGCAUCUUCUGCGGUGAGUCCUUUGGCACGGAGGUGGAGCUGCAGUGCCACAUCACCACGCACAGCAAGAAGUACAACUGCAAGUUCUGCAGCAAAGCCUUCCACGCCAUCAUCCUGCUGGAGAAGCACUUGCGGGAAAAGCACUGCGUGUUUGAGACCAAGGCGCCCAACUGUGGGGCCAACGGUGCAUCAGAGCAAGUGCAGAAGGAGGAGGUGGAGCUCCAGACCUUGCUGACCAACAGCCAGGAGUCCCACAACAGCCACGACGGGAGUGAGGAGGACGUGGACACCUCGGAGCCCAUGUACGGGUGUGACAUUUGCGGAGCCGCCUACACCAUGGAGACCCUGCUGCAGAACCACCAGCUGCGGGACCACAACAUCAGGCCCGGAGAAAGCGCCAUCGUGAAGAAAAAAGCCGAGCUCAUUAAAGGGAAUUAUAAGUGCAACGUGUGCUCGCGAACCUUCUUCUCCGAGAACGGCCUCCGGGAGCACAUGCAAACCCACUUGGGACCUGUCAAACACUACAUGUGCCCCAUCUGCGGGGAGCGCUUCCCCUCCCUCCUGACGCUCACGGAACACAAGGUCACUCACAGCAAGAGUCUGGACACAGGCAACUGCAGGAUUUGCAAGAUGCCUCUCCAGAGUGAAGAGGAGUUCUUAGAGCAUUGCCAAAUGCACCCUGACUUGAGAAACUCCCUAACGGGAUUUCGCUGCGUGGUUUGCAUGCAGACAGUGACUUCGACCUUGGAACUGAAAAUCCACGGGACAUUCCACAUGCAAAAGACAGGGAAUGGGUCUUCUGUGCAAACCACAGGGCGUGGCCAGCACGUCCCAAAACUGUACAAGUGCGCCUCUUGCCUCAAAGAAUUCCGUUCCAAGCAAGAUCUGGUGAAACUUGACAUCAAUGGCCUGCCGUAUGGUCUGUGUGCUGGCUGUGUGAAUCUCAGUAAGAGCGGGAGCCCGGGCAUCGCCGGUCCUCCUGGCACCAAUAGACCAGGCCUGGGCCAGAGUGAGACUCUGAGCACCCUAGAGGGAAAAGGCAAGGCCGGGGGACUAAAGACGCGCUGCUCGAGUUGCAAUGUCAAAUUCGAAUCAGAAAGUGAACUCCAGAACCACGUCCAAACAGUUCACAGGGACCUCAUGCCGGAUGGCAACAGCACGCAGUUGAAAACGCCACAAGUGUCACCCAUGCCCCGAAUCAGCCCCUCCCAGUCGGAUGAGAAGAAGACCUACCAGUGCAUCAAGUGUCAGAUGGUUUUCUACAAUGAGUGGGAUAUUCAGGUUCAUGUUGCAAAUCACAUGAUUGAUGAAGGACUGAACCAUGAGUGCAAACUCUGCAGCCAAACCUUUGACUCCCCCGCCAAACUCCAGUGCCACCUGAUAGAGCACAGCUUCGAAGGGAUGGGAGGCACCUUCAAGUGUCCAGUCUGCUUCACAGUAUUUGUUCAAGCAAACAAGUUGCAGCAGCAUAUUUUCUCUGCCCAUGGACAAGAAGACAAGAUCUAUGACUGUACACAAUGCCCACAGAAGUUUUUCUUCCAAACAGAGCUGCAGAAUCAUACAAUGACCCAGCACAGCAGCUAGUGCAAGGACCACCUCUCAAGGAGAAUGACUCUUGUGGCACAAAAAGGGAACAUGUUUUACUCUUUGCACGAAACUUCCAUUGUUAAUGUAUAUUAUUCAGAAACAUUGUAUUGUACCAUAAAACUUGUAUUAUCAAAACUGUUGGAUGUUCAUGUGUUUGAACUUUGAGCACCGGAUAGACUCCUUGUAUAUAAAGUGUUGCACAUGUAUUAUGUCGUCUGAUACUAAAACGGUCUUAUAAAGACAAGUGGACUUGGGCCCUAUUCAAGCAAGAUUUUUAAAAAGGGGGAGGAUGAAUGGAAAAAAAGGCUUAAGAGAAAGUAUUUUCAAGGAAGACAGAUUAAAAAACAACUGUUACCCCUGAUGCAACAAUGUUUGGACUGCCUUUUAUUUACACUUAAGCCUAGAAUUUCUCUUUUGGUAUAUCAUCGAUUGAACCCAAGACUAUUUUUUAUUGCUGAAGAUUCUUGCAAACCAUGGAGAGAUGUUCUCACAGAGCUGCAACCCACAGCUGGAUAAGGCCCGUAUAGAUAUAUUUGUAAGCCUUGCGACGUGACAGGUAGCAUCACCAUAAAUAUGCAAUAGUUGUUAUGUAGACUGUCAAAGAUUUUUUUUUUCCUGGAUACAUUUGAAGCUUUGAGUGUUCAAGGUUUUCCUUAAUGAUUUCACAACAGCCAAAUUCUUGAAUCAGUUGAACUAACCCGUAUGUUACUGUUAUUAAUGUUUACUCUGCGGUCUGAACCUGGAGAUUACUGGAAUUGUUUUUCCAAGAGGAAAUAAAUUCAGUUUACCAUUAG